Messenger RNA from Helianthus annuus (common sunflower), 2190 nucleotides. RefSeq names its product pleiotropic drug resistance protein 3-like. The coding region runs from base 1 to 2115 and encodes 704 amino acids. Gene Ontology annotation, molecular function: ATP hydrolysis activity; ATP binding; ABC-type transporter activity. Lineage: Eukaryota; Viridiplantae; Streptophyta; Magnoliopsida; Asterales; Asteraceae. The transcript is spliced from 11 exons. Gene Ontology annotation, cellular component: membrane. The record is from RefSeq and is a predicted model, not a curated record.
AUGACUUCCACAAACACAACCAUAGGGCUACAGACACUUGAAAGCCGUGGAUUAGAUUUUGAGGAAUACUAUUACUGGAUAUCACUUUGUGCCAUGUUUGGUUUUGCGCUGUUGUUCAACAUAGGCUUCGUCGUGGCUUUAAGCUACUUUAAGGCUCCCGGCACUCGUGCCAUUAUUUCGAAGGAAAAGCUAUCUCAAGUACAAGGAGGUGAAGGACCCAAACAACACGAACACAAGAGUAAAACAACUCAAAAGGCUGUAUCAGAUCCUCAUCAAGGAAAAAUGGUGUUACCUUUUGAACCACUAGCGAUUACCUUUCAAGAUCUGCAGUACCAUGUUGAGCCCCCAACGGAAAUGAGGGAGCGUGACUCCCCUAGAGAAAGACUUCAACUACUCCGCAAUAUCACUGGCGCGUUUAGACCCGGUGUACUAACAGCCUUGAUGGGUGUAAGUGGUGCUGGAAAAACAACACUUCUUGAUGUUCUUGCCGGAAGGAAAACAAGUGGCAUUGUUGAAGGAGAGAUUAAGAUCGGGGGUUAUCCGAAAGUUCAAGAUACCUUUGCUAGAAUUUCAGGCUACUGUGAGCAAACUGAUGUGCACUCUCCCCAAAUUACAGUUGAAGAAUCAGUCAUAUUUUCCGCUUGGCUCCGCCUUCAUCCGGACAUUGAUUCAAAAAUUAAAUACAAAUUUGUGGAAGAAAUCCUGGAAACAGUUGAGCUUUAUGCCAUAAAAGAUGCCUUGGUUGGCAUUCCUGGGGUUAGUGGUCUAUCAACAGAGCAACGUAAGCGGCUCACAGUUGCUGUUGAAGUUGUUGCUAAUCCCUCCAUUAUAUUUAUGGAUGAACCUACAACGGGCCUGGAUGCAAGAUCAGCUGCCAUCGUUAUGCGGGCUGUGAAGAAUAUUGUUGAUACAGGAAGAACUAUUGUGUGUACCAUUCACCAACCGAGCAUCGACAUAUUUGAGGCCUUUGAUGAGUUAAUCUUAAUGAAAAGUGGUGGACGCGUGAUCUACUGUGGGCCUCUGGGUCACAAUUCAAGUAAGGUCAUUGAAUACUUUCAGAACAUCCCUGGGGUUCCAAAGAUUAGAGACAACCACAAUCCAGCAACAUGGAUGUUAGAGGUUAGUUCCACGUCAAUGGAAACUCAACUUGGAGUUGAUUUUGGACAAAUUUAUUCUACAUCAACUUUGUAUGAGAGCAAUAAAGAGCUCGUAAAGACAUUAAGUAAACCACCUCCUGGUUCAAAAGAAUUGUAUUUCCCGACACGUUUCCCACAAAAUGGUUGGGGCCAGUUCAAGGCCUGCCUAUGGAAGCAACACUUGUCUUAUUGGAGAAGUCCUUCAUACAACUUGAUGCGUUCCAUGUAUAUGUUAUGCACAUCGUUUUUGUUUGGGUUACUCUUCUGGAACCAAGGGGAAAAGAUACAUAACCAGCAAAGUUUAUUCAAUGUUUUUGGUUCAAUGUUCGCUGCUGUACUUUUUAGUGGCAUAAACAAUUCCUCUUCAGUUUUACAAUACGUUUCUAUGGAGCGAACUGUCUUGUAUCGAGAAAGGUUUUCUGGGAUGUAUGUAUCGUGGGCUUGUGCUCUUGCACAGGUGACAAUUGAGUUCCCUUAUCUCCUUGCUCUGUCACUUCUAUUUGUGUGCAUCACGUAUCCCAUGAUCGGAUAUUAUUGGUCAGCGUACAAGGUUUUCUGCUACUUCUAUACAUUCUUGUGCACAUUGAUGUACUUCACCUAUCUGGGAAUGAUGCUUGUUGCUAUGACACCUAGCUUUCCAGUAGCUGCCAUUCUACAGGCUCAAUUUUACACCAUGUUUAACUUGUUUGGUGGAUUUUUAAUUCCUAAACCGAAAAUUCCCAACUGGUGGAUAUGGAUGUACUAUCUCACUCCAACUUCAUGGUCGCUUAACGCGUUGCUUACUUCUCAGUAUGGUGAUGUGAAGAAGGAGAUCUUAGUUUUCGGGGAAACAAAAUCUGUGGAAUCCUUCAUAAGAGAUUACUUUGGGUAUCAUCAUGAUCAGUUACCACUUGUGUUUGUUCUUCUUGCACUAUAUCCUAUUGUUCUUGCUUCUCUAUUUGCAUAUUUUGUAGCAAAACUGAACUUCCAGAAAAGGUAGAUGAACAUAGCAUCAAACUCUUGAAGUAUAAGUAUUUGUCUGUAAUCUAGUGUUUCAAAUAAUUACAUUCUGCAA